Zingiber officinale is the source of this 2505-nucleotide messenger RNA. RefSeq names its product protein DETOXIFICATION 42-like. Gene Ontology annotation, cellular component: membrane. The transcript has 14 exons. Gene Ontology annotation, molecular function: xenobiotic transmembrane transporter activity; antiporter activity. Lineage: Eukaryota; Viridiplantae; Streptophyta; Magnoliopsida; Zingiberales; Zingiberaceae. The coding region runs from base 647 to 2236 and encodes 529 amino acids. Gene Ontology annotation, biological process: transmembrane transport. The record is from RefSeq and is a predicted model, not a curated record.
UAGUAAGCUACAAAUUCAGCAGCCACUUCUUGUUGGGAGUGAGUAGGAGAUCCAUCAACUUUACAAAUGGAGACCAAAUGAUUUCUCUUGCCUAAGUCAUUAAAAUAAUUGGUGCAGCGAUCACUAUCCUUUAGAAACUGCAAGGAGGAUCAGGUUCUUGUACUGAUCCUAAAACGUCCACCACCGCCAUUACCAUCCUUCUUGUGACUUGACGUAUUCCCAAUGGGGACCUGCCACACUGAUGUCACUAUGUUCCCAGUAUUACAGUGUUAAUUACGUACGUUGUUUACUUCUCCAUCUCAGGCCUUUGAUUCUUAAUCAAACUAUCAUGUGGACAUCAAAUUACCACCCAUCCGAGACCUGCCAUCUAAGGAAGUGGAAUGGUUGUGUGUCUGAGCUCUCUAUGUCUUGUAGCUUCAUUUGUACUUGGUGACAAUUCUUUAGUCUCAAACAUUGGUACUUACUGCUUGGUGGUACUCCAGCUUCGUAGCCUGAGCCUCAGUUUAAUUUCUAUAUAAAGAGACGAAAGACUGACUCCAUUAUAUUUGAUGAUUUGGGCUGGACGAUCGGCAGCAGUUUGGGUUUCCAAUUUCUGUAAUACUGCUCUUGUCGACGGUUGAGAACAUUCCAAGUUCCAAGUUAUACAAUGGAAGCUGUGCCAGAUGAAAUGGUUAAGGAUCCAUCUGGAAUGAGUGGGAGAGAUGGUGAUCAGGUGGUUUCACAGCCAUCCAGUGGAGCGAGGAAAACCGGACUUUUUAUCUUCUUCUUGGACAUAAGGCGAGUGUUCAGGCUGGACGAGCUGGGGCAGGAGAUUUUAAAGAUUGCAGUUCCUGCAGCACUGGCUUUGGCAGCCGAUCCACUUGCUUCACUGGUUGACACAAUAUUCAUUGGCAGACUAGGUUCCGUUGAGAUUGCUGCAGUAGGGGUUUCUAUAGCAAUUUUCAACCAGGUUUCGAAGAUUUGUAUCUACCCUCUCGUUAGUGUCACAACUUCCUUCGUAGCCGAGGAAGAUGCAACCAUGAAUGGCAGUGUUGAAGAAGGAGAAGACUUGGAGAAGACGAGUGGAGUAAAUACAGAUACGGAAGAGCUACCUCCUGAUCAUGAUUCUAAGAAUAAAGGAUGCACCUCAGCUUUUGUUCCCACCUUCUGUAGAAAAACUGGUGGCAAACGCGGAUACAUCCCUUCAAUUUCAUCUGCACUGAUCAUUGGUUUAGUGGUUGGUCUUCUUCAGGCUGUUUUUCUCAUCUUUUCAGCAAAGUGGAUGCUAAGAAUUAUGGGUGUGAAACCUGGAUCAUCUAUGCUAGCCCCAGCACUGAGUUACUUGACUUUGAGGUCUCUUGGUGCACCUGCUGUUCUACUCUCAUUAGCCAUGCAAGGCAUUUUUAGAGGAUUUAAGGACACUAGAACUCCUCUAUAUGCUACCGUGAUUGGAGAUAUCACCAACAUCAUCUUAGACCCAAUUUUAAUGUUUGUUCUCCAUAUGGGUGUCAUUGGUGCUGCAAUUGCUCAUGUCAUCUCUCAGUACCUUAUAACUCUGAUACUGCUAAGUAGACUAAUUCUGAAAGUUGAUAUUGUGCCACCUAGCUUCAGAGCCCUCAAGUUUAGCCGAUUUCUUCAAUGUGGAUUUCUGCUGCUAGCAAGGGUAAUAGCAGUCACUUGUUGCGUCACACUAGCCGCAUCAUUGGCGGCUCGCGAUGGACUAACUUCUAUGGCAGCUUUCCAGAUCUGUCUACAACUUUGGUUGGCAACUUCUCUACUUGCUGAUGGACUGGCAGUAGCAGGCCAGGCAAUACUCGCUGUGUCUUUUUCAAAAGGGGAGAAUGCUGAGGUUGUUUCUGCUACAGCUCGAGUGUUGCAGUUCAGCAUUCUUCUUGGAGUAGCCCUCACUGUUUUGCUUGGAGUAGUAGUUCAUUUUGGGUCUGGCAUAUUCACCAAGGACAUCCAUGUCCAAAAUAUGAUACACAAAGGCCUCCCGUUUGUUGCUGGUACUCAAACAAUCAAUUCCUUGGCUUUUGUGUUUGAUGGCAUCAACUUUGGAGCUUCCGAUUACACCUACUCUGCAUACUCUAUGGUUGCAGUGGCUGCUGUUAGCAUUCCCAGCCUUAUCUUCCUAUCAUCAGCUCAUGGAUUCAUUGGGAUAUGGUUUGCAUUAACAAUCUACAUGACCAUAAGAACUUUGGCCAGUGUUUGGAGGAUGGGAGCAGCAAGAGGACCUUGGUCUUUCCUUCAGAGAUAAUUCAUUGCGAUCGAUCUUUGUCUUGAAGAAGGUGGUCACGAACUCGCACAUGCACACAAUAACAUGGAGUGCUACUUUUCACUAGUUAUGGUGCAACCCAUAAGUCAUAGGAGAAAGGGGAGAAAACAGAAGGUUGAGUUCACAAUAAUCAACCUCAUGUUUACCUUGUAACUUGAGAUUAAGGUGUAUCGAAACAACAUAUUGUAAUUUCUUCAAUUAGCUUAUACUAUCAAGGUUUGAGACACCUACAUGUUGAAAAUUCUGCAUUU